AAAAAAAGUUGGAAGUAUGAUCGAAUGUUUUGAUUUAAAUAAUCAACAAAUUAAAAUCUGUAUCAGACUAUCGGAUUCAAUUUAUUUUGAUUUAAGUUGGUCUAAUCGAAUCAAAGUGGAUGCCUAAAAGCCUAAUUACUGGUGCAGUUGUGCGAGCCGCUAGGUUUACGUUUGCUCUACUGCUGACAAUUAUGACCAUCAGUUCCAUAAUUCUAUUCUAACACGAACGCCCGGAGCAUACCAACAGUGCCUGGAUCCUUAAAACUCCACUUCGAUUAUUCUGAGAUGGAGAAGGGAAAAGCAGUGAUGGGUAUGGGCCGGAAAUGGGCCGUCGAUUUCACCGACACGUCAACUUCUCCUACCUCACGCGACAUCUCUGAUCCUCCGGGCUUUACCCGCGCUUCUCAAGAUCAGGAUGAUUCAACUGUGAGCCGUGAAAAGAAAAACGCCGAAUCCAACUGGAAAGCUCAAAAAGCAUGGGAAGUGGCACAAGCCCCUUUCAAGAAUUUGAUGAUGAUGGGUUUUAUGAUGUGGAUGGCUGGAAGCACAGUUCACUUGUUUAGCAUAGGAAUAACAUUUUCCGCCCUUUGGCAACCCAUAAGUGCUCUCCAAGGUGUGGGGAAAGUAUUUGAGCCAUACAAGGACAGUAAAGUGGAUCUCCUGGGCCCAAAAUUACUAUUCAUUGCUUUAAACUUGGCUGGUUUAGGAUUGGGCAUCUGGAAGCUUAAUACAUUGGGUCUUCUUCCAACUCACCCAUCAGAUUGGGUGUCAUCCUUGCCACCUCCCCAGGAGGUCGAAUAUUCUGGUGGAGAUGUAUAUCUACACUAAAGACCUGCUAGUCUAGAUGUGAAGAUCAGAUAUCUUUAAAAGAAGCACGUUGCAGAACUUCUGAAGACUGUGAUUCACCUCUGUUUGUAAUAGUGAGCAAGAAAUAGUUUUUUUGGACUCCUUGUGAUUUAUUUAUCCAAGUUUAUUUUUCCAGUUUUUCCUUUUCUUUUUUAAGGAUUGUAAUCUUAUGAUGAUGACCCUGGCUGUUGUCAUCACUUUGGCAGUUUGACCAAAGUGAUAAUACUCACAAGUGUGAAAUCAUUUCAUAAAACUCUUCCAAAUCGAAGAGAAGUGUUUGGUCACUCUUUUUAAAUGCAGCACUUCCAAAUUUGACCAUUUAUAUAUUUAAAUCUAUAA
Molecule: messenger RNA, 1185 nt
Organism: Cuscuta europaea
Lineage: Eukaryota; Viridiplantae; Streptophyta; Magnoliopsida; Solanales; Convolvulaceae
Source: the annotation of a GenBank genome assembly